This is a messenger RNA of Lentinula edodes (shiitake mushroom), 2244 nucleotides long. RefSeq lists its product as uncharacterized. The coding region runs from base 1 to 2244 and encodes 747 amino acids. The transcript has 2 exons. NCBI's taxonomy places the organism in Eukaryota, Fungi, Basidiomycota, Agaricomycetes, Agaricales, Omphalotaceae. The record is from RefSeq and is a predicted model, not a curated record.
AUGAAGUCUCCUCUCAUCCUUCGCGAUCCGGACGUGACCCAAAAGCUUCUUGAAGCGAUGAUAGACACGCCCGGAGGCAAGCGCACAGUGUCGCGACUAGCGAGAACCUGUCGAGCAAUAUCAGAGCCUGCGCUAAAUGUGCUAUGGAGGGACUUGGACUCGCUCAUUCCGAUUAUCGGUUUGUUUCCUGCGACACUAUUGAAGAAGGUUCGGAAGCCUGGCCUCGGCUUGUCUAAAGAACCCGCCGAAGAAGAUUGGACGAAGAUCAUGAGAUAUGGAGAGCGAGUGCGGAGUGUGCUCUACAACGAAACCGCAAACAAUGUCUCACCUUCCAUUUUCCCAAUGUUGGCACAAAAUCGGCCCAGAGAGUACAUGCUGCCAAACUUAUUGCAUCUCACCUGGAAGGUAGAGACCCUAAGCGUACUAGACUACUGCGCCAUGUUCUUGAAUCCAACAAUCGAGAGCUUGCAAUUUGAGCUCGGUCCCACCCGCUUCCCUAACUUGAACAAAAUCCUUGGUGAUGCAUGCAGUCGGUUGAACCUGACUAGCUUUUCUAUCAUUUCCCCUGCAUCCCUCCCUGACACCUUCACUGUGAUGCUUUCGUCACAAAAAUCACUUCAGAAAGUGGCGCUCGUCGCUCCAGGUGCCCUGAGUUCUGGAGUAGGUCGGUGGAUCGCGUUCUUGCCGGAGUUGAAAAGUCUGCAGCUUGACCUCUCUGCCAGAACCUUAACGGCGGUAGAAGGCUUUUUUGAUGAGCUCCCUUCUCACUCAGGUGAUUCUACCCCCAACUCUGUAGCCACCACUGACAGCGGGGUAUUUUCCGGUGAAGAGUUAGAUUUUUCGGAAAUACGUUUGAAGUCGGCAAUGCGAGAUUCGAAAGCCGGAUUUUCCAGCUUGCGACAUAUACACCUAACUGGUGACGUUGCAAAUAUUGCAGUAUUCUUGAGACACUUUUCGAUCCCUUUGACGCAGCUAGACCUUGUCAUUGAAGACCCUCCAGACAAUGCAGAGUGGAUGGAACUUUCAUAUCUUAUAUCUGAGAGGUUCGGAUCUUCUCUCCACUCGUUGCGCAUCUCUGCGACUGCGACAUCAAAGUUCAAUGACCUAGUACGCUCAACAUCGAGAGGAGAGCCUACUGUCAGCCGACUUGCCUUUGACAAUCUUCAGCCCCUUCCUGCGCUCCGCCGUCUUGAUAUUGAUCUUCCAGAAUCUAUCAACUUCAUCGGGGAUGACAUCGAGGCUUUGGCGCACGCUUGCCCCAAUCUAGAAGAGCUGAAACUGUGUCCUCUCGCGCGGUUCCCUGUACAAUCAGGGCCCCCGAAAUUGACUCUAGAGCAGCUAGCACCGUUAGUGGAGCACUGUCGACGGCUUCACUCUCUCUCAGUCCCUGUGAAUGCGCGGAGAGCCGGCGCCUCUGUGUUAGAUUCUCAAUCAAAUUCGUCUGACACUAUCCGUCGUCUGCACGUAGGCCACUCAUGGAUCAAUGAUUCGCUACAUGUGUCCAUCCUGCUGAGUCAUCUAGCACCAUACUUGGACAACCUGAAAUGGUUUCAUGACAAAAAUCGGCCGGGCUUCAUUGAGUCGAACGCUCGAGGCUGGGAAAAAGUAGCCGAUACGCUGCCACACCUCCAAGGUAUUCGGCUCACCGAAAGAAAAGCUAUGAUAGGACCAUUGCCCAGCCUUAACAUUAUAACCACGCCUCCGCUUCCGCAGCCUGUACCAGUUGACACGGUAGAAAAGGGCGUCAUGGCCUCAGUCUCCCUGGUUCAUGAAGGCGUUCUAGCGAGGCCGCUCAUGACUAGUAGGAGACCGAGCAUGGUGGACGAGUCGGUGGAAGUGCACCCAGAACUUGCAUCUGUGUCCAUCGAUGCAACUCCUAGAACUACAGAAAUCGCGGUAGAAGCCGUCGUCGCAGUCUCAGACGAAUUCGUGGAAGCACUUCCUGAGACAGUCACUGCAUCAGUGGAUGCCAGGCCGCCGAGCGUUUCGAAGUCGGUUGAAGCUAUGAUAUUGAACCCUCUGGAAGGAAAAAAAUCCAUCUUCCAUUCAUCAUCUCAUCCUUUGCUUUUCCCUGUUUUCAGCUUGAUUUCCUUCACAUACCGAGUUCUUUUUGCAUACCCUAUUUCCAUUCCGAUUCGCAUGCUCCAUGUUAUUUUUGACAAUAUGCCUACAAUAAUUCGACGACCGCCUGCCUCAACGAACAGUGAUAUUUCCAUGGACAGUCUUCAAGUCCGUCAAUCAUAA